UAGUUGUCAGCUGACAGCCCAUUCAAUUGGACCUGCUCCACGGCGCGGAUUUCGGUUGAGCUUCGCGUUUAAAUUCGUUCUAACAAAAAUCAUGAAUUGACGUUUUUUUUUUAACAAUACUCGACAGUUGUAAUUAGAAAAGUGCAGUAAAUCGAUCGAGAAUCGUGUGCAAAUUAUAUAGAAGUGUCAUUAUAAACCGAGAGCCGCUUUCAGCUGCGCAAUAGGGAAAAGCUAAAGAAAUCUACACACUGUUGCCGGGUUUAAUUGUAAGAAUAAACAAACACAGCCAAUAUGACAAACAUGCGGCCACCGCAGAAAUCCAAGUUGCUGAAGGUCGUCAUAUUGGGCGAUGGGGGGGUUGGAAAAUCCGCCCUACUCAAUCGCUUCGUUUCAAAUCGCUACGAGGAAAACAAUUUCCACACCAUCGGCGUGGAGUUUAUGAACAAGGAUAUAGUCGUCGACGGAGAGCGCUAUACACUGCAGAUAUGGGAUACGGCUGGCCAGGAACGAUUUCGAGCACUCCGCACACCUUUCUACCGGGGAUCGGACAUCUGCCUGCUGUGCUAUGCCCUCGAUGAUCGCGACAGCUUGAGGGGAUUGGGUAUGUGGCGCAACGAGUUCAUCAACUAUGCAGACGUCGACCAGGACAAGUUUCCCUUCAUUGUGGUGGGAAAUAAGAACGAUCUUCCUGCCCAGAAGCGACAGGUGUCCUUCGAGGGAGUGCAGCAGUGGUGCGCCGAGCAGAAGAUUGCCUGCCACAUCGAAACCUCCUCCAAAGCGGCCACCAAUGUGACGGAUGCCUUCGUCCUUGGCCUUCGCCAAUGGCGACACAUGGAGUGCGUGGCGGAGGCCGAACUGCGCCAGCAUGGUGACACCAUUGACCUCACCAGCCCCAUUCGUCUGGUGCAGCGACGCAUAUGUUGCACGGGCGGCGGCGGAGGAGGAGGCGGGAACCAGGAUGCGGAUGGCCACGAUGACGCCAUGCGGAGUCCGGGCAAGAAGAUGUUUGGACAAAAGCGCGACGCCGCAAAGGCGCCAGCCACCAAUUAUAGGCUAUGAUUGCGGACAGACUGGAGCUGUCAGGGGACUUACGCUUAAUUUAACCACUUACCCCACCGGGUUGACCUUGAAUGCAUUCCAUUCUGCGACGGGGAAAGUGUCCCAGACCAAAAAGUAAUCAAUGCUGAUAACAUUUAAAGCGAUUACCCUGAAGUUGAUGAUAUUCUAAAGAAUGUUUGCUUUUAAAAAUU
Drosophila ficusphila is the source of this 1250-nucleotide messenger RNA. It is a transcript of the gene Rab9, whose product is annotated as ras-related protein Rab-9B. The record is from RefSeq and is a predicted model, not a curated record. Gene Ontology annotation, biological process: retrograde transport, endosome to Golgi. NCBI's taxonomy places the organism in Eukaryota, Metazoa, Arthropoda, Insecta, Diptera, Drosophilidae. Gene Ontology annotation, cellular component: phagocytic vesicle; late endosome; lysosome. The coding region runs from base 292 to 1059 and encodes 255 amino acids. The transcript is spliced from 3 exons. Gene Ontology annotation, molecular function: GTP binding; GTPase activity.